Symsagittifera roscoffensis is the source of this 1735-nucleotide messenger RNA. Its product is annotated as AT-rich binding protein-like. Lineage: Eukaryota; Metazoa; Xenacoelomorpha; Acoela; Convolutidae. The record is from RefSeq and is a predicted model, not a curated record.
UUGGAAUGAAAGACAGAAAAUGAAAAUUUUCAAAGGUUUGAAUAACGUGAUGUUUUCAAUUUAACGGCGCUAGAGUUAAACGUUUUUCGAACUAUCUGUUGGUCUUUGUUGUCGACGAGCUAAAAAGGAUGUUUUCUCCAUCUCAAAACUCUGCGUCUCCUAAACUUCAUUUGAGUCUAUCACUGGACACGGCAGCUCUAAGUGCAGCCCAGAUUUCAGGAGUGACAGAAGUGCUUUUGAUCAACAAACUACUUAAUCAGUGUCUGGGCUCUCUGUCUGUAACUUUCACCACUGGAACCGAACAGCAGAGUUAUACUCAGAAUAGCAGCACAUGUUCACCACGAUCGCCAAGAAUUUUCCAAAAGGCCAAACGAAGACUUCCGAAUGGUGACGUUGAGCAAUCUCCGAGAUCCUUCAAAACCAGAAGCAACGAAAACGGCGAUUUCAAUCCUCAUUUAGAAUCGAAACGAAAUAGAGAUGAAAACUCGAGGUGAUGGCUCCCCGACAAAUUUAUCCAAUCAAGAUGUACAGAAUCUAGCUGAAGGCAGAUCAAAUACAAAUGGCAAUCAAAGCUCUGAGUCAGAAUCAACAGAAACAGUGGACCAUUUUCAUUCUUCAUUGAUUGCUCCGGAUCUGAACGAAGCUCCGAAAAGUUUACCUUUGUAGACGAUGCUACAUGUAAAAGUAGUCGACCAAGUUUAGCUGAAAGAAUAAAGUCCUUAAGUGAGGUCUCAAUUAAUGAUUUUGAAAGAACAAGUUGCAUUACCUGGAAGUUCAAAAGUAGCCACAAAAGUCAAAGAAGAAUUUGACUUGAGGUGGCGGUGUAGGUAGAUAAAAUGGAAUUCUAUAAUAACAGCCAAUCAUUGCAACAAGCGAACGAACUGGGUAGUAUGCACAGUUUUCCAAUACCACCAAUGAAUUUUCAAAACGCUCAAAGUUUCAGUCCAAUUUUUUCCAAGGCCAACUAAUAUGCAUUCAUUUCCAGUUCCCAAUCAAGUAAUGACUCAUCAGCCGAUGAUGAACAAUCACAUGGUUCCCGUUCAAAGGAGUAGGUUUGGGAAUUUGCACCAGGGGCCACUCAUAUGCUGGGUCAUAUGCAACCAGGGUUUUUUAUUCUGCAGUCCAGCCGAACACAACCCCAGCUAUGGGUUACUCUGAAGAGCAGUCUCGAAGUUUAUUCAGUUGUCACCUCUGCAGCUACAAGGCCACCCGAAUUGAACUAGUGCGAUCCCACCUUCGCAACUAUCACAGCAGUUUGCGACCAUUCAAGUGUAUUCUGUGCUCUCACUCGUGCAAAACACGCUGCAAUUUAAUCAGUCAUUAUCGUGGGCUUCACCGCAUGGACAUAGAAGAAGCUAGAAGGUAUGCUAAAAGUAGCCAUGUCAUGAAAUAUGGUCCAAACGUCUCCGCCCAUUUUGCCGGCCCAGCUAUUUCUAUGAAUCGAGCGUACGACAGUAAUAUUUCGUCAGCUUCAAACCCACUCGCUAGUGAAGCGGCGGCGAUGAGUGCUCAAGCAAUGACAGCGGCAAUUGAGAGCUCGGAGCAAGUCGUGUCGGCUCUACUAGCCGAAGACGACACUGGCGAGAGUAAUUCGAGCCAAGGAAGUUGAUUUAUUUUUAUUCUCUCAGACAUGAAUUGUAUUCUUUUUGCAGAUGUUUCAAAGUUGUUAUUAGUUAAGUGUCUGAUUUAUAUCUUUGUAUUUAUAUCUUUCAUAUUUGCGAAAUUUAUUUGACGU